Molecule: messenger RNA, 1743 nt
Organism: Plasmodium coatneyi
Lineage: Eukaryota; Apicomplexa; Aconoidasida; Haemosporida; Plasmodiidae
Product: Calcium-dependent protein kinase 3
Exons: 5
Coding region: 1-1743 (580 amino acids)
Biological process (GO): protein autophosphorylation; intracellular signal transduction; peptidyl-serine phosphorylation
Cellular component (GO): cytoplasm; nucleus
Molecular function (GO): calcium-dependent protein serine/threonine kinase activity; calcium/calmodulin-dependent protein kinase activity; calmodulin binding
Source: RefSeq, a predicted model, not a curated record
AUGAGCACCGUGUGCGCGCAGAGAAGCAGACCCAGCAGGCCCAUGUCCAACGCGACUAUAAAGAACAAGAUGAAGAGAUCGACGGAGAACGUGAAGAAAAAAAAGGCGUCAACACACAAAUCCUUCAAGAGCAGCAAGAACAAUUCCUCCUACUGCGAUGGAAGCAGAAUUGCUAACAGGAGGGAGAAGCAGGAGGAGGAGUCACUAAAGUGUAAGAAGUCAAAAUUGGCAGAAAGGGGAUUAACUAAAAGUAUGAAAAAAGGAAAAGAUAGCAACACGCAUGAUAGUCCGCAUGAUAAUCCGCAUGAGCAUGUGCACGCAGUAAAAACAAGCAACAGUGAAAAUUUUAAAUUCUCCCGGAGGGGGUUCAUUUUAAGUUUUACAGGAAAUAUGCAGGACUUUUACACCCUCUCCGAAGAGCCCCUAGGGAAGGGGACCUACGGAUCCGUCUACAAAGCGACAGAUAAAUUGCUCAAAAUUCACAGAGCCGUCAAAGUGGUGUCGAAAAAGAAGUUAAAAAAUGUACACAGAUUUAGACAAGAAAUAGAUAUAAUGAAAAAUCUAGAUCAUCCUAAUGUGAUAAAAUUGCUAGAAACGUUUGAAGAUAGCAAGCAGAUUUACUUGGUGAUGGAGCUGUGCACAGGUGGAGAGUUGUUCGACCGAAUUGUAAAAAAAGGUCCCUUCUCUGAAAUGUAUACCUCCUUUAUUAUGAAGCAAAUUUUUUCCGUUCUUAAUUACCUGCACAUUAGGAAUAUAUGUCACAGAGAUGUGAAGCCAGAGAAUUUUUUAUUUUUCGAUAAGAGUCCAGAAUCGCUAAUCAAGGUGAUUGACUUUGGUUUGGCUUCCUACUUCACUGACACGGACCCAGAGAUGAAGACGAAGGCCGGGACCCCCUACUACGUCGCCCCGCAGGUGCUAAGUGGCUGUUACGACUACAAGUGUGACUUGUGGUCUGCCGGCGUGCUGUUCUACAUCCUGCUGUGCGGGUACCCCCCCUUUUACGGCGAGAGCGAUCAUGAGAUACUCAUCAGGGUCAAAAGCGGAAAAUUCAACUUCAAGGGAAAGGAGUGGACCGACGUGACGGAGGAGGCCAGGGACCUCAUCAAGCGCUGUCUAACCAUGGACCCGCAAAAACGGACAACGGCAAGCGAAGCGCUGAGGCACCCAUGGUUUAAGAAAAAGCCCAGCAACUUUAAUCUAGACUUUAAAAUGGAUAUCCACGUGCUGGAAAAUUUCAAAAAUUAUGCCCUUAUGCUACGUUUCCAGAAGCUAGCCAUGACGAUUAUUGCUCAACAGAGUAACGACUACGACGUGCAGCAGUUGAAGGCGGCAUUUCUACACCUGGAUGAAGAAGGAAAAGGGAACAUAACGAAGGUGCAACUGCGGAAGGGCUUAGAAAAAAGCAACUUGAUGUUGCCCCCGAAUUUUGACCUGCUCCUGGAUCAGAUAGACAGCGACGGCAGCGGCAACAUCGAAUACACGGAGUUCCUGGCGGCUGCGAUUGACAGGCGGAAGCUGUCGAAGAAGCUGAUUUACUGCGCGUUCCGCGUCUUCGAUGUGGACAACGACGGGGAGAUUACCACCGCGGAGCUAGCUCACAUACUUUUCAACGGAAACAGAAGAGGAAGCAUCACAGAGAAAGACGUCAACCAAGUUAAGAAAAUGAUCCGUGAGGUGGACAAAAAUGGAGACGGGAAGAUCGACUUUUAUGAGUUUUCCGAAAUGAUGAAAUUGACGUUCUAG